This is a messenger RNA of Colletotrichum spaethianum, 792 nucleotides long. Its product is annotated as thiamine pathway transporter THI73. Gene Ontology annotation, molecular function: thiamine diphosphokinase activity; thiamine binding; ATP binding. Gene Ontology annotation, biological process: thiamine diphosphate biosynthetic process; thiamine metabolic process. The record is from RefSeq and is a predicted model, not a curated record. NCBI's taxonomy places the organism in Eukaryota, Fungi, Ascomycota, Sordariomycetes, Glomerellales, Glomerellaceae. The transcript is spliced from 3 exons. Bases 1 to 792 code for a protein of 263 amino acids.
AUGUCGCCAAGCUUUGAGUGGCACCCCGUCGCUCUUCUUCGGCAGAGGAGGCCAGAAUAUCCUGGCCCGGCAGACUUCUCACUCAUCGUGCUCAAUCAGCCUGUGAAACAGUCCCCCGUCUUUGACUCGCUAUGGACUAACGCCCUCACGCGCGUCGCUGCAGAUGGCGGAGCAAACAGGCUGCAUGAUCUCAGCAAGGCAGCUGAAGCCCAGUCUCACUCGCCAUUCACCAACCUGGAUGUUAUCAUCGGCGACUUGGACUCCCUUCUCCCUUCCGUCAAGGACUACUACACAAAGCUGGAAAAGCCGACCCGGGUCAUCCACGACCCUGACCAGUACUCGACGGACUUUGGCAAGGCCGUCUCGUGGAUACGCUCGAACCAUGCGCCAAACACCGACAUCGUGGCCCUCGGAGGGCUAGGCGGCCGCGUCGACCAGGGGCUCAGCCAGGUGCACCACCUGUACCUCUUCCAGCCGGGGCCAGACUACGCCCAAGGCAGGCUGUACCUCGUCUCGGGCCAGAGCUUAACGUUCCUCCUCAAGCCCGGCCGCCACAGCAUCUGGGUCCGCGAGGGCGGCGACGACGUUUUUGGGAAGCACGUCGGCAUCAUCCCCAUCGGAGGCACCAGCCACAUCACCACCAAAGGCCUCGAAUGGGACGUCGAGAACUGGGAGACCAAGUUUGGGGGCCACAUCAGCACCAGCAACCACGUGCUGCCCGAGACAAAGGUGGUCGAGAUCGAGACGACGAACACGGUGCUUUUCACCAUUGCCCUUGCGGGCAUCGAAUAG